AUGGUUGAAUCAAAUGAUGUUGAAAUGAAAGAAGCUGAACCAUCAGUUACAUCUAACACAACAGCGACAUCAAAAGAUGCUAAUACAUUAACAUUAGAUGAUAUUAAAGAACAAGUUCGUACAAUUGAAAAAGCAGUAAAUUCUAAAGAACCUCGAUUUAUUCUUCGUGUAUUACGUGCACUUGCAUCGACACGAAAACGUCUUACUGAAGAUAUUAUUCGUCGUCUUAUUAUAUUUUAUUAUGGAGCAAAUUCGAGUGAAAGAGAAAUUCUUCUUGGAUAUGCACAAUCGGUUUCUCAGCCAAUGGAUGUUGACAUGGAAAAACCAAGUACACCUGCACCAGCUGGCGAUAAGCAAUUAGUACCUCGUUCUCAAACAUCAAGAGCACGCGCCGUUGCCUUACCAGAAGUCGAUUUAUAUAUUCAUUUGAUCGUUCUACUCUAUUUAAUCGAUCGAAAUUCAUUAAAAUCUGCACUCGAUUGUGCUAAACGACUUGUCGAUAAAACAACGGUAUUGAAUCGUCGUACACUUGAUCUACUUGCAGCAAAAUGCUAUUUUUAUUAUGCACGUAUAUUUGAAUUAAAUAAUAUGCUUGAUACAAUUCGACCAUUUUUACAUAGUCGAUUACGUACAGCAACUUUACGUAAUGAUUUUGAAGGAACAGCUGUAUUAAUUAAUUUAUUAUUACGAAAUUAUCUUCAUUAUAAUCUUUAUAGUCAAGCACAAAAACUUGUAUUAAAAUCAGUUUUUCCAGAUCAUGCAUCGAAUAAUGAAUGGGCAAGAUAUCUUUAUUAUCUUGGUCGUAUACGUGCCAUGCAAUUAGAAUAUACGAAAGCUCAUCAACAUUUAUUAACAGCUACACGAAAAGCUCCACAACAAACAGCUAUUGGCUUUCGACAGAAUGCCCAUAAAUUUCUUAUAACUGUUGAAUUACUUCUCGGAGAUAUUCCUGAUAAAGCAGUAUUUAACAAUCCACAACUUAAACGUUCAUUAGAUCCAUAUUAUCAAUUAACAUUAGCUGUACGUGCUGGUAAUUUAAGUCGAUUUAAAGAAGUUCUUGAAACAUAUGCUGAUCGUUUUCAACAAGAAAAAACUUGGUCACUUAUUAUUCGAUUACGACAUAAUGUUAUUAAAACCGGCAUUAAAAUGAUUAGUUUAUCAUAUGCUAAAAUAUCAUUUAGUGAUGUUGCACAAAAAUUACAACUUGAUUCAUCUGAAGAUGCAGAAUAUAUUGUUGCAAAAGCUAUUCGUGAUGGAGUUAUUGAAGCAAGUAUUAAUCAUGAACAAGGUUAUGUUCAAUCACGUGAAAUUAUCGAUGUUUAUACAACACGUGAACCAAUGAAUGCAUUUCAUCAACGCAUUGAAUUUUGUCUUAAAGUACAUAAUGAAAGUGUUAAAGCUAUGCGUUAUCCACCGAAAAAAUACAAUGAAGAAUUAGAAACAGCUCAGGAACGUCGCGAACGUGAACAAGAAGAAUUAGAAUAUGCCAAAGAAAUGGCUGAUGAUGAAGAUGAUUUUUAA
Molecule: messenger RNA, 1521 nt
Organism: Adineta steineri
Lineage: Eukaryota; Metazoa; Rotifera; Eurotatoria; Adinetida; Adinetidae
Source: the annotation of a GenBank genome assembly